UGUACGGGCGGGGGACGCUGCUCCUCAGGUACACCUUUGGUCAGGACCAGCAAAGAUUUGCUUUACAAACACUUUAUGGUCUUCUCAGCUUCUCACGUUACAUUCUUUUGAGUGUGUGAGGGCCCUGUGGUGGCUACGAGCUCUUCCAGAGGGAGACCGCUACCACACAGCUCUGGGGGGAAAUUCUGUCUUGCCCUUCUGCCUGCGCUGCCCGGCUCUCAUCCCUGAACUGGAAAUCUGCCUGCCAAGGGAUAAUCCUCAGGGUAUUCUAUACAAAGAAACAGCAGUGGUGACAGAGGUCGCUUCAUUUUGUAAGAGGUUGUGUGGUCGCCUGUGAGAAAUCACCCCGGGGAUUUUUCCGGUAGAGGAAACAAUGCUGUCGGGCUGGUGGAGGAACCUUGUUAUCUGGGGUACAGUUCCACAAGGAUGGCUUCCUUGUCCUAGAGCGGUUUUUUACUGCAGAGGAGUGUGACAGCAUGAGGAACCAGAUUCAGAGAAUCGUAGCGGAGAUGGAAGUGCCGCCACACUGCCGCACCGAGUUCUCCACCAAGGAGCAGGAGCAGCUCCAGGAGCAGGGUAGUUCGGAUUAUUUCCUAACCAGUGGAGACAAGAUUAGAUUCUUCUUUGAGAAAGGUGUUUUGGAUGAGAGAGGUAACUUCCGAAUUCCAAAGGAGAAAUCUGUCAGCAAGAUUGGCCACGCUUUGCAUGCUUAUGAUCCUGUCUUCAAGCAAAUCACCCACUCCUCCAAGGUGCAGGAAUUGGGAAGAAAACUAGGCCUUGAGAGACCGGUAGUUGUGCAAAGCAUGUAUAUCUUCAAGCAGCCUGGCAUCGGCGGUGAAGUGACACCACACCAGGAUGCCACCUUCCUGCACACGGAGCCUCUGGGCAGAAUCCUGGGGUUCUGGAUCGCCCUGGAGGAUGCCACGCGGGAGAACGGCUGCCUGUGGUUCAUUCCCGGCUCUCACACCAGUGGAAUUAACCGGAGAAUGGUCCGUGCAGCUCCAGGUUCCUCAACCUGUGUAGAGUUUGUAGGGUCAGAGCCGGCCUAUGACAACAGCCAGUUCAUACCUCUGCCUAUAAGUAAAGGUGGGCUCAUUCUCAUCCACGGUGAAGUUGUCCAUAAGAGUGAGCUCAACAGCUCAGAGUCUUCUCGCCAUGCGUUCACCUUCCACGUGAUGGAAGCCAAAGACACCAGCUGGAGCAAAGAGAACUGGCUCCAGCCAACUCCUGAACUGCCUUUUCCAUCGCUCUACACUUGAAGCUAGUGGUUGGCGUCUGGAGUCAAUAGCUGAUCAAUAUUCCUUUCUGUUCGCGUUCCCUUUAAACACAACUCUGGCUGGGUCAGCUCCCAAGGUUAAUUCGCCCUUUUCUCAGAACGACAAUCCCCGGCACAGCUGAACACACCAGACAGACGCUUCUGCUGCAGCGUGAGCCUUACUGGUGUGAGAAGUCACCCCAUCCUUUUGGUGAGAAAACUUCUCCAGUCUUGAGAAUAGGCCAUUAAAGACCAUUGCACCUUGACUGGGACCAGUUAAGAAGUAUUUCUCCUUGCAGACGGUCAGUAUUUUCUUCUGUUCAAGUCAGGAGCUCGCCUAGUGCGUUUCUCGGCUGUGCUGAUUCCAGGAGUGCAGGCAAUGCAUCCUGCGGGGGUGGCUGACUUUUACCCUUGGGUCUCUGUCCUGUUGUUUGAGUAACAGUGAUUAAAAAUAAUCCUAUUGUGGGUGAAAUGAAGCAGGAAUUUUACAAGUAUUUCUAGAAGACUGUAGCAAAGUGUGAUCUCUGGGUGUGUUGACUAAAAAUAUUAGAAUUCCUAAAGACUGAUGUUGAAACAAUGAAAGCAAAACCCCCCAAACUCCUAACAUUUAAAUAAAAAAAAAUAGAAAUUCUC
Messenger RNA from Falco peregrinus (peregrine falcon), 1888 nucleotides. It is a transcript of the gene PHYHD1, whose product is annotated as phytanoyl-CoA dioxygenase domain containing 1. NCBI's taxonomy places the organism in Eukaryota, Metazoa, Chordata, Aves, Falconiformes, Falconidae. The coding region runs from base 477 to 1259 and encodes 260 amino acids. The transcript has 11 exons. The record is from RefSeq and is a predicted model, not a curated record.